AUGUCGCUGCCACCACCACCGCCGGUGCUUUCCAGCGGCUCCACCGCGCCGAUGAUGACGGCGCCGCCCCUCACCGUGCCGAUGACGACGGCGCCACACCUCACCGCGCCGAUGUCGUCCGUCACCGGGACAACCGCGCUGGCGGGCCACGUCUCCACCGCGGCCCCGCCCGCGCCGCCAUCCCCGGUUCCCUCUGCGCCACCGCCGUCCGCCGUCUUCACGCCGGAGCAGGUCACGGCCACCCUGCGGGACCUCGUCACCGCCGUCCAGAGCCUCCACCUGCAGCAGCAGCAGUACGCGGCCGGGCCCUACAUGCCCCUGCCGACGGCGCCCGUUGCCGCCUACGGCCACACGCCGUGGCCGCCCCAGGGCGUCUCCCCGUACGACGCCCCUCUGAUGCUGCCGUUCCAGGCGGCUCCACCGGGCGGCCCUCCGGCUGCCGCGGCGCCCCUCUGGCCCUUGGCGCCGACGCCGUCAUCGGGCCCCUGGCCGCUACAGCAGAUGCCGCAGGCGGCGGCCACCGGACCGCUGCAGCCGUUCUCCGCGCCGACUUGCACCGGGCAGCCGCUGCUGCCGUUCCAGGCGGGACACCCCGGCGGGACAACGCCGGCCGCGACCCCUCUGUGGUACUUGCAGCCACCCUCCCCCGCGGCCACCGACGCCCCCGCCCACCCCCCGCCACCGACGCUAAAACACCGGCGCCGCCCCUCUGCCUAG
Molecule: messenger RNA, 717 nt
Organism: Aegilops tauschii subsp. strangulata
Lineage: Eukaryota; Viridiplantae; Streptophyta; Magnoliopsida; Poales; Poaceae
Source: RefSeq, a predicted model, not a curated record